AUGGCCGGAGACGAACAACCACCGCCAAAAGACGCGUCGACGGCAAAAGACCGUCUCGCGCAGGUCAGCUCUCACAUCGCGCCAAACCCGCCAAAACGUCGAAGGAAGAAGAAUGCAGAUUCAGAUCUGCCCGCCGACUACUCAGAUAUUCUUGGCCAGAUUGCGACGCUCCGUAAGAUUGCUUCAACCCCAGACACAAAGAACAGGGGCUAUGUACGACAGAAAGCGGCCGGCAAGCUCUGGGUCCGUGAACGCGUUGAACAAUUGCUGGAUGUUGGGAGCUUCCAAGAGGUUGGUAGUGUGAGCGGUACUGUAACUUGGAAAAAAGUUGGGCCGACGAAGGAAGAGCCUGUGGAUUUUGUGCCGUCGAACAAUGUGCAGGGUUUCGGACGACUACGAGGCCGAAAGAUUGUGUUUACUGCUGAUGACUUCUCGAUACGUGCUGGUCAUGCUGAUGGGUCGUUGAUGGAGAAGACGCUAUACAUGGAGCAGCUCGCACUUGCGUUGAAAAUACCCAUAAUCAAACUUGUCGAUGGCUCCUCUGGCGGAGGUUCAGUAACGACAAUUCGCUCAACAGGCUUCUCUUACAUCCCUCCCCUGCCAUCCUUCACGCAGGUCGUGCAGCAACUCAACAUGGGCAUUCCCAACUUAGGAGCCGUCCUUGGCCCAGCCAUAGGACUUGGUGCCGCACGCGUUGUUGCAUGCCAUUUUUCUGUCAUGGCAGCCGACAUUGGCUCCCUCUUCAAUAGCGGUCCAAAUAUCGUCAAGAACGCUACAUUUGAAGAAGGAUUGUCUUUGAACGAUCUUGGCGGGCCGGCUAUGCACUGCACGAACGGAACCAUCGAUAACCUCGCCCCCGAUGAAGCAGGCUGUUUCGAGCAGGUUCGGACUGUGUUGAGUUACCUGCCCGAUUGUGGCACGAAGCUUCCACCCACCGUGGAACCGUCCGAUCCAAUUGAUCUUGGCCUGGCUCGCUUUGGCGGUAAGCCAGUCGGCAUCGUGUCACUGAAUUGCGAAGUCAACGCCGGAGCUCUUGACGCGCUUGGAUCGCAAAAGAUCACACGCAUGCUGAAGUUUCUGGAUGUCUUUAACCUCCCUCUAGUCCAGUUCAUAGCCUGGCCUUCCGGGGUCUGGGGCUCGCUCCCACUAGAAGGUGGCAUCGAAGUCGGACAUUCAUUCGAACUCAAAGAGAUCGAGCGCAAAGAGGGCAAGGCAAAGCGAGACGAGCGGUAUGCUGAAUUAGCGAACGACUACGCACGACUGAUGAAUCCGGUACGUACGGCGAAUCAUUUUGGUAUUGAGGAGAUAAUUGACCCGCGGAACACACGGCCGGUUGUUUGUGAGUGGGUUGGUCACGUGUAUGAGAACUUGCUGCCGCAGAGGGUCAUGGAGCGAGUUAGUGGAAAGCUUCAGCCCAUGUUUGCGUAG
Molecule: messenger RNA, 1428 nt
Organism: Parastagonospora nodorum SN15
Lineage: Eukaryota; Fungi; Ascomycota; Dothideomycetes; Pleosporales; Phaeosphaeriaceae
Exons: 5
Coding region: 1-1428 (475 amino acids)
Molecular function (GO): propionyl-CoA carboxylase activity
Source: RefSeq, a predicted model, not a curated record